ACAAACAAAGAUAUAAGAGUGUCGAACUUGCACAUGUGUUCCCACUGAGUGAGCUGAUCGCUGAACGAACAGUGGAUUUGCAAGCAGCUUGCUGGGCGAGGCAACAGCACAGCAUCGAGGGCAGCCGAGAGGAAGCAAGGGCACCCAUUCAAUGCAAUAUGGCAAGCAGCCAGGCCAAAGGCGCUUUCCCCUGGCUGCCCAGACGGACAAAAGGCACUCCCUCACCCUUUCCCCUCGUCGUCGUUGUCUCGUUUUGCCCUUUCGGCUCCCUCCUCGCUCUCCUGCCCCCAUCUGGCUUUGGCAUCAACACCUUCGUCGCCCUCACCCCGCCUCUCCGCCAUGCUCAGGGCCAUCUCCUGUUGUUUUGGAGGGUCUUCAGACCCGGUCGACGGCCGAGAUGUCUCCCAGCAGACCCCUAUCUACCUCUACCAGCAGACCCACCCACCAGCAGCCCAACAGAGCCAGCCUCCUGUCUCCGAGCAGACCCAGGAUGUCGUCGCCCAAUCUGCUGACACUCAAACCCAAACCCAGACCCCUGUUUCCCAGCAGCCAACUUUCCCUCCUCCGCCCGAUCCGUUUGGUCCCUGGUUCCAUCCCGUCGAGUGUCUCAUCAACGGCGCCCGCGACGAACCUGAUACUCUCCUGAUCAACACUUACGAGAACGGUGCCUCGGAGCGCUUCAGCUAUCUCCGUGUGUGGAAGCAAGCCUACUCCAUCGCCCAGGCUCUCAAGGCUCUCCCUGGCUGGAACGAUGACGGCCACGAGGCCAUCGGCACCUUCUGUGAGGCCGAAUCCAGCUGGGCGAUUGGCUCGCUCGCUGUGUGGAUGCUUGGCAAGAAAACACUCAACCUUGCCCUCAACCUGCCACCUGCAGCCCGCGGGGCCCUGUGCGAGAGACAUGCAAUCAAGUACAUCCUCCACCACUACACCAAGCCCGGCCGCACCGAAGGCGUGACUCUGAUCGAUGCUGCCACCUUCCCGGUGUUGGACAACAUUCCAUCCCCGUCUCUCGAUGUCUGUGAGCCGCUUGAUGAGUUUGUUGCCUAUUUGGGAACCUCUGGAACAACUGGCAUUCCGAAGACAUUUGUUUAUUCUCAUAAGAGCACGAUAGUGGCCCGAGCACUCAUCGGAAUUCUAUACUGUAGUAGUGCAAUCUGUCAGUCGCCAUCGUUUUCAGCCACUCUUGGAAGUUUUUUGUGUAUUAUGAAUCUCAAGGGAUCCGUUUGGUUUCCCGAGCCCACACCCAACACUGUCGACAAAGUCAAGAGUAUUAUCAAAAUGCUCGACGAUGGUGUCUGGAACCUGUAUAUGACGCCCUCAUUCAUGAAGAUGAUCAUCAGCGUGGCUCGAACUCAGAACCCGAAAGUCAAGUGGAAUGAGAUGAGAAAAAUCGUUAUGGGCUCCGAGCUUGUUCCUGCAAACGUUGUCAAAAUGGCCAGAGACGUUUGUCCAAAGGCCGAUAUUCAGAUUAUAUAUGGAGCAAGUGAGUUGGGAACGAUUGGUGCUGUCUCGGUGUUCUUCUUGCCAGCCAGUAACGGACUCGUUCCAGACAAAGUGGUUUACAAACUUGCGAAGCCCGGUGUGCGCUGUAUCCUCUUUGACGAAGAGGGGAAUAUCGUCGACCAGAAGGUCUCGAAGAGCGGCGUGCUUGGCUUUGCCGUCGACAAGGAUCAUCUUGCAAAGCACCACCCGAGCUUUGCCAACAUCGAUCCGAACAACAAGCUUGCUACAUUUGGCUUCCUCGAGGAUGGCUCGCCCCGUGUCUGCACCAUGGACUGGGUCGAGAUGGUUGACGAGAAGCAGUUCACUGUGGUUGGAAGAUUCGACCAGAAGAUCAAGGUCAACGGCGUCUAUGUCGACCUCAACGCCCUCGAGGAGCUGGUUUACAAGCACAUGCCUGAUACCAUCAAAGACUGCACCUUUGUCCAAACCUCCGAGAAGGAGAUCGUGAUGCUCUACGUCGUUCGAAAGGGAUCGGGCUUCAAAGUAACCCCCAGCGAGAUGAUCCGCCGCACCGAGGAGCUAUUUACCCUCGAGAACGUCGCCAAGUUCCCGAUCCACAACGUCUUCGAACUUUACCAGUUCCCCUUCAAUGACUCGGGCAAGCGCGACCUCAAGAAGCUCAGGCGUUUCGCCGAGCAUGCCAAGUACUUUGGCGAGUCGGUUAUCUAUCCAACCCUUGACAUCGUCAACACUCCCCUGUCCCGCACUGCCGCCAAGAUCUCCACACUUGGCAGCCAGAUCAUCGACAACCCCGCCCUCGACGGCCGCAACUACUACAUCGGCGGUGUCGGCUUUGACUCGCUGAGUGUCGGCCGUCUGGCUCUCGCCAUCAAGGACGAGCUGGAUGUUGAGAUCUCACCGAUGAUCUUGCUGUCGAACGGAAUGACGCCGCUCGAUGUCGCCCAGUUGGUCGUCGACAUCCUCGACGACAAACCGAUGAUUCCCCCGACCGUCCAUCUGGCUGCCGAGGCCGCCAAGCUCGACGAUGCGAGUGUGACGACCGAGGGUCUUCCUCCGUUUGUCUAUCCCAAGGACCCUCGCGGCAUCGUCCUGACCGGUGCCACUGGCUUCCUUGGUGCCUUCCUGGUCUUUGAGCUGGCCCACAAGUUCCCUCGGGCCAAGAUCUACUGCCUGGUCCGAGCCAAGGACGAUCAGGAGGCUGUCGAGCGCAUCAUCAGCACGGCUCAGAAGUUGGUCCUCGAUCCGGACCAGAGAGCCUUUCUUGAGCACAGCCUCAAGUCUCGACUCGUUGGACUGUGCGGCAACCUGUCGCAGGACAAGUGGGGACUCUCGGACGAGCGAUGGAAGGAGAUCAGCGAGGAGACCGACAUGAUUGUCCACAACGGCGCCGAGGUCCACUGGCUGUUUGACUAUGACAGACUCAAGGGACCCAAUGUCCUCGGCACGGCGACGGCCCUGAGACUGGCCACAACCCACCACCUGAAGCCGCUGCACUACAUCUCGACCAUCGGCACGAUCCCGAUGGCCAAGAAGGCAGACAAGCCGCUCGAGGAGAAGAUCUACUCGGCCUGGAACAUCUCUGGCGGGUAUGGCCAGACCAAGUGGGUCUCUGAGCAGCUGAUCAACAAGGCACGAUCGAGGGGAGUGCCGGUGACGAUCAUCCGCCCGGCCGUCAUUGCCGGCGACAGCCAGUACGGAGUGUCCAACUCUGAUGACUACAUCUGGCGAUAUGUCAAGGGAUGCAUCCAACUUGGUGUUGCUCCGUCGUAUGCCACUCCCGUCACCCUGACCAUGGAUCCCGUCGACCAUGUCGCCAAGGUGGUUGCCGAGAUUGCCGGCUCGGAGGAGUCCCUGUCUAAGUUUGUGUUCCACAUCAGCGACUCGGAGCACAGUGUCCUCUCCGAGACCAAGCUGUUCGAGAUCGUCAACUCCUUUGGCUGGCCCGUCCUCUUUGAAACUCGUGAAAAGUUCAAGUACAUUCUUUCCACCAACCCCUUGUUUGACCAAAAUGCCCUGUCCCCGCUCAUGCACAUGAUGAUGGACAUGUCCUUCAAGCUCGACAACGCCAACACCCGCUCGAUCUACCCAACACCCUGUCCCUCGACUGUACUGAUCGCCAAGAAGUGUCUCAGCUACUUGAACCACGCCCACUUCCUUCCCAACCCCAUCCAGCCGUCGAGCGAGCUGAAGGACGACGAGUAUCCCGAAGUCAGCAUCUUCACCCGCACCGGCCGCAACUGAUCAGCGGACGGUGAUUCAGCAAUAGAUUGAUCAGGUCGUUUCUUUCCUCUUCCUUUCUGCUUGAGUCUCUUCUUUCAUUUUCUUUCUUUUCAUCUAUAAACGGCGGAUCACUCGAUUGAUCCGCUCCCUUCGCUUCCAUGAUGUUGGUCUUUGGUCAAGUCCUGUCUAAGUCUUGUGAUGUGAACACGAUUGAUAUGGUGAGACUGA
Polychytrium aggregatum is the source of this 3912-nucleotide messenger RNA. Its product is annotated as male sterility protein-domain-containing protein. Bases 340 to 3705 code for a protein of 1121 amino acids. The record is from RefSeq and is a predicted model, not a curated record. The transcript is spliced from 11 exons. Lineage: Eukaryota; Fungi; Chytridiomycota; Chytridiomycetes; Polychytriales.